AUGUUUGGCACGAGUGAUACAAUAUGUCGUGAUCUCCUUAGGAUGAAAAUAGGUCCAUUUCAAAGAUUAUGUGCUCGUUUGCGAUCUUAUGGAUUGGUUGACAGUAAAUACGUUCGAAUUGAGGAACAAUUCGCAAUUUUUUUGAAUACAGUCGGGCAUGACCAACGUGAUCGCGCUGGACGUUUUACUUUCUUUCGCUCUGGUCAAACAGUGAGCUUUUACUUUCACAGAGUCUUACACGCUUGUCUUGGAUUGUAUAGAGAUGUUGUGAUUAAUGCCACUCCUCAUAACUCACCAUACGAAAAAGAAAAUUAUUGUUUUUUAAAGGAUGUUGUAGAAGCAAUCGAUGGUACACAUAUAGCUGCGUAUGUGCCUUUAGAGGAGCAAGGUAAAUAUCGCAAUAGAAAGCAAGUGAUUUCCCGAAAUGUUUUAGUAGCUUGCACAUUUGAUAUGAAAUUUACCUACGUGCUUGCCGGUUGGGAGGGAUCCGCACAUGACGGUCGAUUGCUACGGAGUGCAAUAUUACGCCAAGGACAUAAGCUAACAAUUCCUAUUGGUAAAUAUUACCUUGUUGACGCUGGCUUCCCAUCGGUUUCGGGUUUUCUUGCACCAUACCGUAGGACUCGUUAUCAUCGUAGAGACAUUGAAGGUCAACGUCCUGAAAGUAGCAAGGAGUUGUUCAAUUUUCGACAUUCAUCUCUACGCAAUGUUAUUGAGCGUACAAUUGGUUUGCUGAAAAAAAAGAUUUGAAUAUUGAGAUAUCAACCCUAUCACGGCAUUGACACACAAGCAAAGAUAUUCCUUGCCUGUUCUGCCAUCCACAACUUCUUAAGGAUUGAUGAUGUUGAAGAUGUAUGUGAGGAGGACGACUUAGAUAGUAGUGACGAUGAGGUUAACCCUACGCAUAUUAAUGUACUUGAAAAUGAAACUCCAAAUGCUCACAUAUCUUUCACAAAUCAGGAAGUGUGGUCUAAUAAGAGGAAUGCGAUUGCUGAUUUAAUGUGGGAUGAUUAUCUUUCCAAUCAGAAUG
Messenger RNA from Olea europaea var. sylvestris, 1030 nucleotides. RefSeq lists its product as uncharacterized. The transcript is spliced from 3 exons. The record is from RefSeq and is a predicted model, not a curated record. The coding region runs from base 1 to 750 and encodes 249 amino acids. Lineage: Eukaryota; Viridiplantae; Streptophyta; Magnoliopsida; Lamiales; Oleaceae.